Lepidothrix coronata (blue-crowned manakin) is the source of this 3241-nucleotide messenger RNA. RefSeq names its product receptor interacting serine/threonine kinase 2 (gene RIPK2). The coding region runs from base 133 to 1794 and encodes 553 amino acids. The transcript is spliced from 11 exons. Gene Ontology annotation, molecular function: ATP binding; JUN kinase kinase kinase activity. NCBI's taxonomy places the organism in Eukaryota, Metazoa, Chordata, Aves, Passeriformes, Pipridae. The record is from RefSeq and is a predicted model, not a curated record. Gene Ontology annotation, cellular component: cytoplasm. Gene Ontology annotation, biological process: innate immune response; protein phosphorylation; positive regulation of apoptotic process.
AGAAGGAAGAGAGGAUCGCCGGCACACUGGGGAGGAGGCUGGCCGGGAGGUGUGGGGAGAGGCGGGGAAGCGGAGUGAGGGGAGAGGAGGGAGCGGCGCUCCUUGCUCUCCGGCGCCCGGUGGAGUGGGAGGAUGAGCAGCGGGGACGGCGGUGAGGGCCGGGCGGGCGCCAUCAGCUACGCUCUGCCCUCCAUCCCCUCCAACAAACUCCCGGACUUGCGUUUCAUCAGCCGCGGCGCUUACGGGACCGUGUCCGCCGCCCGCCACGCCGACUGGAGGGUCCCAGUGGCCCUCAAAUGCCUGCAGGGGCCGCUGCUAGACAGUGAUAGAAAUCACCUUCUAAAAGAAGCAGAGAUAUUACACAAAGCCAGAUUUAGUUACAUUCUGCCAAUUUUGGGAAUUUGCAACGAGCCUGAAUUUCUGGGGAUAGUAACAGAAUACAUGACAAAUGGAUCAUUAAACCAGCUAUUACAUGGGAAAGACAUAUAUCCUGACAUUCCCUGGUGCCUGAGAUUCCGCACUCUUUACGAAAUUGCUUUGGGAGUAAACUAUUUGCACAACAUGAAUCCUCCACUGCUGCACCAUGACUUAAAAACCCAGAACAUUUUGCUGGAUGAUGAGUUUCAUGUCAAGAUUGCAGAUUUUGGCAUGUCCAAGUGGCGUGUCAUAUCCAUGUCACAAUCACGAAGUGAAUCCUCUUUGCCAGAAGGAGGGACAAUUAUCUACAUGCCACCUGAAGACUACAACCCCAGUCAGAAAACCCGGGCAAGUGUGAAACAUGAUAUCUACAGUUAUGCAAUUAUCAUGUGGGAAGUGAUGUCAAGGAAACAGCCAUUUGAAGAAGUUAUAAACCCCUUGCAGAUAAUGUACAGCGUGUCACAAGGACAACGACUAGACUUAAGUGAAGAAAGUUUAUCAAUGGACAUUCCUCAUCGAGUGCUCAUCAUAAGACUGAUGGAAAGUGGAUGGGCACAAAACCCAGAUGAAAGACCAUCAUUCUUAAAAUGUUUAAUAGACAUUGAGCCAGUUCUGCGGACAUUUGAUGAAAUAGCUAUGCUGGAAGCAGUAAUUCUGUUAAAGAGAUCAAAGUCACUAUAUGAAUCACAAGGUAUUUACAAGAGUGCAAAGAAAGCAAAUGUGGAGCAGAUUUCUCUAAAUAUACCUCUGAAUCCCCAAAAGGAAACAUAUUCUGGCUCCAUACAAUGUGAUGCACUUCCCCUUCGGAGCAUCUCUCCAGAUAUAUCAAAACUCAAGUCUAUCCCACAGUGUAAUAUCCUUUCAUCAGAUGGAAAUUCUGGGUGUCUAUACUCUCUCAGCAGCCAGAGCAUGGAUGACAAUAUCUCUGUAACUCAGAGUGCCAAACUUCUUGUGCAUCCAUGCACAAGUAAUGUUCCCUCAUCUGACAGGAGUAUUUCAGAUGCCUCGAAGUCUGCAUCGUGUAUACUGCAGUCACCACUGAUUCCUUCAGAUUUUGUAUUGGAAACCAUACAGCAGAAUGUAGCUCAUCAGUGGAUCCAAAGUAAAAGAGAAGAAAUUAUUGAUCAGAUGACUGAAGCAUGUUUGAAUCAAUCACUGGAUGCUCUUCUAGCAAGAUUUUUACUCAUGAAAGAAGAUUAUGAACUUAUAAGCACCAAACCUACAAGGACAUCAAAAGUACGACAACUGCUUGAUACUUCAGACAGCCAAGGAGAGGAAUUUGCCAGAAUUAUAGUACAAAAGUUGAAAGAUAACAAACAGCUAGGACUUCAACCUUAUCCAGACAUUGUAUCUAAUUCUCAAAGACUGCAUCCUUAAAUUUAUUCUCUUUAUAUGAAACCAUGUGAAUAUUUCUUACAAUAUGAUUCUUUUUUCUAUAUAGUAGUUUUAUAUUUGUGCUGCUUUGUCCUCACAAUGCCUUUGUAGUCUCAGAAAUGACACUGAGUUCAUCUAGCCUGCAUUUGGUGAGUGACCAGUUAAUCAGUUGGAGUGCAAUGAUAAAGCUGAACAUUUGGCACUCUUUUACUCACUUUUUUAAAGUAUUUUGUUUAUACAUGACAAAGAAAAACAUUAAAUGUUCCCUGUUUUACAUAUUUGCUGUUCAUACAUAGCCUUUCCUUUCACCUGACAGGAUUGAGACAACUCAUCUCAACGUGCAGUAUUUGUUUUUCUCCCUCCAUCUACUCUUUCCCAUGGAGGAGGGAAAUAAUCUAGCUGCUCUAUUCUGGGGUUAUUAUGCUGUGCGUAUAAUAAAUUUUCUUCCUUAAGCCAUGCAGGAGAAGAGUGAUAGGUGGGAGGAAGUUUGCAUUGCAUUUUUACAGGAUUUUUUUUAUUGUUUUGUUUUCUUUUCCCCAUUUUAUUGCCAUGGCAAGCGCUUCAGACCACUGCACAAGAAGAAUGUCAGUCCAAAGAGAAGCCUUGAGGGCAAGGAGGAUAUUAUGUUUGCCAUCUUUGUUCUGCUCAGAACUGAUACAUUAGAAAGGCUGCAGCUACAGCCUUUUACAUUAUUUGGUUACAACUGCUUAAACUUAAACUAUUCCUGAAAUCAUAGUAGGAUGAGAUCCAGGUAGAGGUUAUAUAAGGACAUCCUCAGUUAAUACCUCUUUUACAUUUCCUUGGUUAAUACCUCCCUUACCUUUGUCAUCUGCCACAAAAUCAUGUUACCAGACCAAACUUCUAAUUAAAUUUUAUUUUUAGUAUUUAUGUGAUGAGCAGUAGUUGGGUCUGUACAAGGAACAACCAUGCACUACCCUGCCCUGCCAGGCUGGAAGUGAUGUGCAUGGGUCUCUCCUGCCUUAACCUUCUCUGGACAACAUAUCUGCCAUCAUUUUUUGUCUGAAGGAUGGUGCUAACAGGUUGAGCCAUAGAUGGGGCCACCUGAAAGGAAAAGGUACGUGGAAUUUUUUUUCAGCUCAUUUCAGAACACCUUAGUGACUUUACCUAGUGACUUCAAAACUACUAAAAAAACUACUGGUUUUAAUUUGUCAGAACACAGCACAGGCAGAUUAUUUUUGCAAGCACUAAUAAAUAAUUUCAGUUUCUGCUGACACUGUAUAAAAUUUGGUAAGUGAUGGCUGUUUCAAAACCUGUAGAAGCUUCAAAACCUAUAUAGCAGGAAGCCGCAUUGCAGUGAUUCAAGCUUCAGUGUGGUCGUUACUAGGUGCCAACAGCUUACUUUUUUCAAUAUCUUUAUUAUUUUGUGAACUGAAUCACAAGAGUUCAAUGUAUAGUUUAUUGCGUAGAAAAGGAGUGGUUUAAAAUUCUA